Molecule: messenger RNA, 989 nt
Organism: Episyrphus balteatus (marmalade hoverfly)
Lineage: Eukaryota; Metazoa; Arthropoda; Insecta; Diptera; Syrphidae
Product: serine protease snake-like
Exons: 8
Coding region: 66-929 (287 amino acids)
Biological process (GO): proteolysis
Molecular function (GO): serine-type endopeptidase activity
Source: RefSeq, a predicted model, not a curated record
AUGCAUUAACACCUUUUUUUUACUACGGCUUUGAGAGUGAGAGUGAGAAAUCGCCAACGACAACGAUGUCAAUUGCAUUUCAAGCUUUGUUAUUUAUAAUAUCAGUUGUUGUUAUUGAUGGUCAAUUGAUGAAUUCAACUUCAGAAGAGCCUUACAUUCCCAUUGUGCAGCAUAUUGCGGGGGGUGAAAAGACAGAUUCUGGAGAGUUCUCAUUUAUGGUCGCUUUAGGAUGGAUAAAUGAUUCUGGAGAGUUAAAAUUUAAUGGAGGUGGUGUGGUGAUAGGUGCGAAAAUGAUUCUAACGGCUGCUCAUACUGUUUAUAUCAAUGGUAAGCUUCCUGACACAGUUUAUAUCGGAGGAAGUCCACUAUCCGAAGUUAAUGAUCCAUACAUGAGUGUGUUCUCAACAUAUACGGUCCAGAAUGCAACACUUUUCCCAAAAUAUAAUCCAAAUUAUCCGGCAUACUAUGAUAUAGCGAUACUUGAAGUAACAGAAACAAUAUGGUUUCCAUCAAUCUGCUUAUGGAAAAGUCCAAAUCUGCCUACCGAUAUAGUCACAGCCAUUGGAUAUGGUCUAACAGAAUUCGCUGGAUCGGGAUCUGAAAAACUGUUAAAAGUCGACUUGACCGUAUUUCCAGCUGAUUUCUGUGAGCCUUUUUUCAAGAGGCAAAGGAAAUUCAUAUGGGGCAUAUCAGAAGCUCACAUCUGUGCUGGUGAUGAAACUGGAAUAAAAGACACAUGUCAAGGUGACUCUGGUGGACCAAUUAUGAUUAACCAUAAAAAUCAAAUGUUUGCUGUCGGUAUAACAUCUUUAGGACAAGCUUGCUAUGGAUUUCCACCAGCAAUUUAUACAAAAAUUUAUUCAUAUAUUGGUUGGAUAACUCAGGUAUUGGAGAGUCGAGGAGAAGCUUUGGAUCAAUGCGUUACUUAAGUUUCGAUUAUGAAAUAAGAAUAUCUAAAACCAAUUUUAGCAGGGUUGUAAGAAUCAUUG